GGGGUUUAGGAAGCCAUUGACGGUGCUGAGCAAAGCAGGGGAACAAGCGAGAUGUUCGGAAGCAUGCGACGGACAGAGGACAUCCAGACGAGCAUCAAAAAGGCAUGCACGCCCGAAGACACUGCACCGAAGCGGAAGCACGUUAGAGCUUGUAUCGUGUACACGUGGGAGCGGAAGAGCUCCAAGGAGUUCUGGGAGAGCAUGAAGGUGCUACCUCUGAAGGAAAACGACGUGGCGUUGUUCAAGGCGUUGACACUCAUCCACAAGGUGUUGCAAGAGGGCCACCCGUCGUGCUUAAUUGGCGGGUUCAAAAACAUGGACUGGAUUGCAAGCUUGGGGCACACACAGAGCCCGGACAGACGGUACCAGAUCUUGAUCCCGGAAUACGUGGACUAUCUCUUGCAGAAGUUACGGUUUCACCACAACCACCGUGGCUUCAAUGGGACGUUUGAGUACGAAGAGUACACGUCAUUGCGGUCAGUGUCCGACCCGAACGAGGGGUUCGACGCAGUUUACGAUCUGCAGCUCUUGCAGGAAGCGUUGGAUCACCUUGGGAGAGACACGUUGGCACCAGCGAAGAAGAACAUCUCCGAGGCAAUUACAAGUGCGUUGGUGCCGAUUGUUUCUGAGACGUAUGGUAUCUAUAAGUUCUUAAUUUCAAUGCUAAGAGGGCUAUACCGAAGCUCUGAUUCUGUUGAGGCGUUAGAACCCUUGAGGGCCAAAUUUGAUGAGCAACACGAUAGGUUGUAUGACUUCUAUGCGCAGUGCACGGCGGUUAGGUAUCUAUCGACGUUGAUAACAAUUCCAAAGUUGCCAUUUGAUGCACCUACGUUGGCAGACGAGCAGAAGAGCGUUUCACCUUUGAUAGAGCAAGGAAUUGUCCAAACACCGGCUGAUUAUGCCAAUGUGCAAAAAGCGGUUUCAUCACAGCCAACAGGGGCGGUUGCGAAUGCGCAUAUGGCAGGACAACAGGCAUACGAAGCGCAGCAGCAGCAAUUAGAGCAACAGCGGCAGCAGCAGCUGCAACAACAACAGCAGGAGCUGGAACAACAAAGACUGUAUUGGGAGGAGCAACAGAAAAGAAAUUCGGAAGCGCAGCAGCUAGCGCAACAGCAACUGCUGCUUGAUCAAGCGCAGAGGCAGGCUCAGGGCCGAGUUGCAGAAUUGGAGAGAGACAUUUUGGCGUUGAAAGGCCAGUACGAUAGUGACCAGUUGAUGCUUAGGAGCUACGACGAAAAGCUCCAGGUAUUGGAAACUGAGCUGCGAACAACUUCGGAGACCGCUGGGGAACAGCUGGCUGCUAAGGAACAGCAGUUGACUUUUCUGCAAGAACAAAUCGACUACUGGAAAAACAAGUACGAGUCCCUUGCAAAACUCUACUCGCAACUGCGAGCAGAGCAUUUAGACCUACUUGCAAAGUCGAAGAAGAUCCAGCAGAAGGCGGCGUCUGCUCAAGAGGCGGUGGAGAGACGGGAAAGGAUGGAGAGGGAAAUGAAGGCAAAAAACGUUGAGCUGGCCGACUUGAUCAAGGAAAGAGACAGAGCGAAGCUGGAGCUGGAAAGGGUGAAGACGGGCUCGAAGGGGCAGUUUGAGAGCUUGCAGCUAGCAAAGGACGAGUUGGAGCAAAAGCUGGCGACACUCGAGCGGGCGCAGUCUGCGAACUUGACUGCUGUGUUCAACCAGCACAAGAACGAGGUCGAGCAGUUGCAGCAGAAGCUGGCGCGUUCGUCUCUGGCGGACGGGUCGUCCGGCAAGGAGCUAGAGGUGCUGAGGGAGAAGCUGCAGGAGAAGGACAUGGAGCUCGAGAUGAUGCAGCAGACGAUGGACGAGACGAUCAAGGGGCUCGUUGCGCAGCAGAAGGAGGCGGGUGGCGAGGGCGGGCAUGGGGGGUUGCGGAAGGUGUCGGAGUUGAUCGACGCGGUGUUGAAGUCGGGGAUCGACCGGAUCCAGGACGGGGUUUUCGAGCUGGAUUCUGCGAUGCAGGCCGGGAACGUGAACUCGUCGCCGGAGUACCUGUCCUCGGUGAUCGAAAAGACGUCGGGGUUGGCGACGGAGUUUGCGUCGAGCUUCAACUCGUUCUUGGUGGACGGGGCGGAGGGGGACGCUGGAGCGGUGAUUGGGGGCGUGACAAACUUCACGACGUCGAUUGGGGACGUGUUGCUUGGGACGAAGGGUCUCGCGCGGUUGGCGAAGGUGGACGAGCUGCAGGAGGACCUGAUCGACACGGCGAGAGACGUUGCGGAGAUCUCGGAGGUGUACUUGGAGUCGUUGUUCGAGCGGAACCUGGGCGGGCUGGGGCUGGAGGAGAAGACGGAGGCGGUGAUCAACGGGAACAUCGAUGUGCAGGAGAUGCUACAGACGCUGACCUCGCUGGUGGAGUCGCUGAGGACGCCGUCGUCGAGGGUGGAUUUGGAGAAGGUGAGCGGGGAGUUGAGCGAGGUUGUGGAUAAGGAGAUGGCGCAUGCGUCGAGGGUGAUCGAUGAGGCAUCGUCGCAUCUGAUUUCGUUGUUGGAGCAUCCGUCGAUGUCGUCGGUGGACGUGGAGGUGAGCAAAUCGAUUCUGGCGGCAGCGUCUGCGAUCAUUACGGCGAUCAAGUACUUGAUCGAGGCGUCGAUAGAGGCGCAGCAGGAGAUCGUGAACAACGGGCGGGGCUCGAGCUCGAGAACGUCGUUCUAUAAGAAGAACAACAAAUGGACGGAGGGCCUCAUCUCGGCGGCGAAAUCGAUUGCGUCGACGACGAACACACUGAUCGGGAUUGCGGAUGGCGUGCUACAGAACAAACAUAGCGAUGAGGAAUUGAUUGUUGCGUCGAGAGAAGUUGCUGCAUCGACGGCGCAGUUGGUUUCUGCUGCGAGAGUGAAGUCUCAAUUCAUGUCGAAGACGCAGGAUAAGUUGGAAGAAGCUUCGAAGAAGGUGAAUUUGGCUUGUAAACAAUUGGUGAUCCAAGUCAACCAGCUGAUUUCCAGCAAGAACGAAUUGGAUGAAGUGGAUUACAGUAAGCUUUCUAUCCAUGAGACGAAAACAGCUGAAAUGGAACAACAAGUUGAAAUUCUAAAACUUGAAAACGCGUUGAAUUCGGCUAGAAAAAGAUUGGGUGAAAUUAGAAAAUUCAGUUACAGAGAUGACGAAUAGUUUAUGGGAUAUAGAAGUUCUAUAGAUUAUAUACGUCUUCAACGAUAAGAUGUGAUAUUUUUGUGCAUUGCGUAAGAGAUUCUUCUGGAGGCGUUUGAACUUUGAUGGCAGAUUUAUAAGUGUCAAACCAUUUUACAAAAGAUAAUUUGGUAUCUGACGCUUUGUAUUCUUCGGAGUAGCCAUGCCAAGUAUGUUGUAUUGAUUUAUCACUUUUCCAAAAGGUUGCUAAUUCCUUAGAAAGAUUUUCUUGAUCUUUGUAUGUUUUUCCAAAUUUAGAAUAAUAUAUUCGAAAAGCAGUAAAACCGUU
This is a messenger RNA of Pichia membranifaciens NRRL Y-2026, 3439 nucleotides long. RefSeq lists its product as hypothetical. NCBI's taxonomy places the organism in Eukaryota, Fungi, Ascomycota, Pichiomycetes, Pichiales, Pichiaceae. The transcript has a single exon. Gene Ontology annotation, molecular function: clathrin light chain binding; phosphatidylinositol-3,5-bisphosphate binding; clathrin-cargo adaptor activity. Bases 52 to 3132 code for a protein of 1026 amino acids. The record is from RefSeq and is a predicted model, not a curated record. Gene Ontology annotation, biological process: clathrin coat assembly; actin filament organization; endocytosis. Gene Ontology annotation, cellular component: clathrin-coated vesicle; actin cortical patch.